Bombus pyrosoma is the source of this 4238-nucleotide messenger RNA. RefSeq names its product tyrosine-protein kinase Fer (gene FER). The coding region runs from base 344 to 2887 and encodes 847 amino acids. Gene Ontology annotation, molecular function: ATP binding; non-membrane spanning protein tyrosine kinase activity. The transcript is spliced from 15 exons. NCBI's taxonomy places the organism in Eukaryota, Metazoa, Arthropoda, Insecta, Hymenoptera, Apidae. The record is from RefSeq and is a predicted model, not a curated record. Gene Ontology annotation, biological process: peptidyl-tyrosine phosphorylation.
UUUUCAUCGAACUUGAAUUGGUCGUCUAUUUUAUUUGUGGUUUCAUGGCGGUAUUUCAGAAAUAAAAGUAAAUUUUUGCAGUUUGAGGUCUGUGGUCUGUAUAAAUAUAAGUGUUGAUCUCAGCCAACUGAGCCGCAGAGAUAUAUGGAACUUUAAUUAAAUAAUGUGCAUAUGAACUUUUGUUUGCGAUGUGGUAUUUCGAUAAAUGAUUCAUUCAAGUUUAUUAGAUUGUCUGCUACCAUUAAUGUCAUUGCAUUCGUCUAGCGAAAGAAUGAAUUUUUGUUCGUGACACGUCUAAAGAAGUCGGUAAGACGGCGAUUUUUAGUUGUACACGAUAAGCGGGAUGGGUUUCUCUACGAGUUUACAAGGACAGUCAUCACACGAGGCAUUACUUGCCCGUCAAGAUGCUGAAAUUAAGCUUCUAGAAACGAUGAGACGGUGUUUAACGAUUAAAGUUAAAUCAGAUCGUGAAUAUGCUUCGACAAUCUCCUCCCUGACUAUGCAAGGGAAGAAGAUAGAACGUAACGAGGAUCUAGUUGGUAGCUUAAUAGCGCAGAGCUGGAGAGAUAUUAUGGACUCUAUCGAUCAGACUGCAAAAUUAAUCAAGCAGCAGGCAGAUUCAAUCGAAGCUAUAGUAGUUGAACACAUUAUGACAUUAUAUUCUGAAAGAAGACGAGCUAGGAAAGUGUAUCAGGAGGAGCAAACAUGGUUGAACAAUCAAUUUCAACAGUUGACUGAAGAUGUUGCCAGGAAAAAGUUGGAAUAUCAAAAGAAUCUAGAAAUGUACAAAUUGAUGAGAUCCCGUUUUGAAGAACAUUAUGUCAAGUCCGGUAGAGUUGGCAGAAAAUUGGAUGAAGUAAGAGAAAAAUAUCAGAAAGCCUGUAGGAAACUUCACCUUACCCACAAUGAAUACGUAUUACUUUUGGGUGCUGUAACAGAGUGUGAACAUGACCUAAGAACUUGUUACUUACCCAGUUUGCUUCACCGACAACAGGCGAUUCAUCAAGAAUUUAUAACAUCAUGGAAAACCAUACUUCAGGACAUAGUGAAAUAUUCUGAUUUUACGACAGAUAAAUUUCAAGAGAUACAUCGGCGAAUGCAAAAAGCUGUUGAUUCUGUAAAGCCUGUAGAAGAGUACAGGGAUUUUAUAGGGAAGCACAGAACGCGACCAGCGUCGCCGAUAAGAUUUAUUUUCGAUGAGAACCUUGUAGAUGAUACAUCAGGAAAAUUGUUGCCAAAUAAAUUAACAGUAGAUAAUUUGACUAUAGAUUGGUUAAGAAAUAGGCUAACAGAAUUGGAAACUUCUUUGAAAGCAACUCAACAGAGUCGACAAAACCCACCAUAUCCAUCAGAGAACAAUAGUGAUUCUAAAAUAUCAAUUUUGGAUUACUCCCGUGAAAGAGAAGAAUUGCGAUUACGCUGUCAAGAAAAGAGACUUCAGCGGCAGGUGGAUGUUAUUAGAGCUGCCUUAAAUGAAUUAGGUUGCGAAGAAUUACCACUUGGAUAUGAUCUUUCAAUGGAAAGCUCUUUCGCUGAUUCGCCUUCUAUUAGUAAGAAAAAUACAGUUGCAGAUAUUGGUCUGUUUACAUUACGAAGAAAUCAACGAUUCAUGACAAUAUUUAGAUCUCCCUUCAAAUCCUUACCGAUAAUAAACGACACAAAAGAUGGAACGAUUAGAUCGAGUAGCGAAGGUCCUACCUCAAAAGCAGAUAAUACUCUACCAGUUACAUUCCGUGGGAUAUCGCAUUUAACAAGUCAAAAGGGAAAUGGAAGUGGUGAUCUUAUGGAGGAAGAGUGGUUUCAUGGUGUGUUACCAAGAGAAGAAGUUGUGAGAUUACUCGUAACUGAAGGAGAUUUCUUAGUACGCGAAACAACACGAAAUGAUGAAUGCCAAAUAGUUUUAUCUGUUUGCUGGGAUGGACAUAAACAUUUCAUUGUACAAACUACUCCUGAAGGGCAUUACAGAUUCGAAGGUCCUACGUUUCCAUCGAUUCAAGAAUUAAUCAGGCAUCAAUGGUUAUCCGGAUUACCAGUGACUAGUCGAUCUGGAGCUAUUCUCAAAACACCAAUUUUACGUGAACGUUGGGAACUCAAUAACGACGAUGUAAUUCUCCUAGAAAAGAUAGGACGGGGUAACUUUGGAGAUGUAUAUAAAGCGCAGUUGAAAACUUGUAAGACUGAAGUGGCUGUAAAAACUUGCAAAGUAACGUUACCGGAUGAACAAAAACGUAAAUUCUUACAAGAAGGACGAAUAUUGAAGCAAUACGAUCAUCCCAAUAUAGUAAAGCUUAUAGGAAUUUGUGUCCAAAAACAACCUAUUAUGAUUGUUAUGGAAUUAGUACCUGGUGGUUCCCUGUUAACUUAUUUAAGAAAAAAUGCUAAUACUAUUACGCAACAAGAACAACUUCGAAUGUGUAAAGAUGCAGCUGCAGGUAUGCGCUAUUUGGAAUCUAAAUAUUGUAUUCAUAGGGACUUGGCUGCUCGAAACUGUCUCGUAGGAUAUGAAUCUAUAGUAAAAAUAUCAGAUUUCGGAAUGUCACGAGAAGAAGAAGAGUAUAUAGUAUCAGAUGGUAUGAAACAAAUCCCAAUUAAAUGGACUGCGCCAGAGGCAUUAAAUUUUGGUAAAUAUACGUCGCUUUGUGAUGUGUGGAGUUAUGGAAUCUUAAUGUGGGAGAUAUUUUCUAAAGGUGGAAAUCCUUAUAGUGGAAUGUCUAAUUCUCAAGCUCGCGAAAAGAUAGAUGCAGGUUAUCGAAUGCCAGCACCAGAAAAUACACCCGAUGAAAUAUAUCGUUUAAUGUUACGAUGUUGGGAAUAUGAACCGGAGAAACGUCCUCAUUUCGAUCAAAUAUAUACCGUCGUUGAGACGCUUUCUCAAGCGUAUUUAUAAAUAAUUUUAUGUCGGUGCUAAGCUGUGUUAUGAAUAACAUUUUUCUCAUAUUGUUUAUUGUAGCUCUCGAUUUUCUUAUACAAGUCUUAUAAUAUCUCCGAUUAUGAGCUUUAAAAAAUGAUGCUCAUUAAGACGUAUAUAUAUGAUAUAUCUCUGAUUUGCUAUGAAAAUCUCAACCAACGCAAUGAUUUAUGUUUUCAGAAAAUUUAAAAGAAAAGGCCUUGAACUCAAUUGAAUGACAAUAAAUUUUACAGGUAAUAAUAUUCUCCUUAUUAUAAAUACCUAUAAAAUGCUGAAUAUCUAAAUUCCACUAAGAAAAAAGGAACUGUGUUUUAGUAAUUACCAAUUUGCUUUGUUAUGAUAUUCGUUUCUACAUAUCACUAUUUCUCAUUAUUUGUCUUGAUGUACAUCAUUCUUUCCAUGCACUAGCAUUCCAGAAUAAAUUGAUUGUAUUUGGAUUUAAAAUGUAUUACGUUUCACCGAAAUUCAAUCAAACGACAUUUGACAUUUUCAUAGUGAACCAUUGGUAUUUUUACUGUUGCAUUGUAUUUAUAGGUAUUGUGAAUAGGAAGUGUGAAUAUGUAUCGUACUCUGAUAUAGUAGUAUAUAAAAUUGUAUUGGGUAUUUCUGUCAAAGUGGAAGAUUCAAAAACUCCGAGUAUUUUCAGGAUGACCCAAUACCGAUACAUUUUCUAUUGUUCAUGUUCUUGAUUUUUUAUAUUAACAGUUCUGCCAUAAAAUUCCUUAUAUUAUUUAUCCGUCCAAAUAAUAAUUCAAUUUUAAUAAUCAGUAUUGAUCGGUGAAAUAAAGAAUGUUAGGUCUUGAAUUCAUUCAGAACAGAUUUUCGCAAUAAGCAUACUAAACAUAUUUCAUUAAAUUGAAACUAUAAAUAUAAAAGUUUUGUAACAUUAUUUAUACAUGUAACGAAGUUCCAAAUUUUUUUAAAAUUUGAUUUUUAUAAUACAUAACUUAUUAAUAUAUAAGGAACUUACAAUUUUUUUUAUUUUUAUCGAAAGUCACAGAAUUUAUUAGUUAUUGCUGUUCAAUACACGGUGUACGCUUAACUACUGAGAUGUGUUAGAUAAUAUCAUGUUUAAUAUUAAAAUUGUGCCUAUAGAUAUCUUAUACAUGUAUGUAUUGUGCGAAAUGCGUAAGUUAUCUUCUGUAAAGUCAUAACUAGUGGAGAAUUUAUAAAUGUUCAAAACAGUUAAACUCUGUUGUAUUAUAUCAUUGUCUAUAUGCUUUAUUAUGUUAUUCCGAGUUGCGAUUUAAAAAGGAAAACGAAUGUGUUGUUAUUCUACAAUACUCAAUAUUACUUUAAAAAUUAAUAAAACUUGUAUGGAAGCCUUUUA